Sinocyclocheilus rhinocerous is the source of this 806-nucleotide messenger RNA. Its product is annotated as zinc-binding protein A33-like. The coding region runs from base 10 to 555 and encodes 181 amino acids. Gene Ontology annotation, molecular function: protein binding. The transcript has 2 exons. The record is from RefSeq and is a predicted model, not a curated record. NCBI's taxonomy places the organism in Eukaryota, Metazoa, Chordata, Actinopteri, Cypriniformes, Cyprinidae.
UGGGUCAAAAUGCAGAACCUUGUGGAACAGCCUCCUGUGACUCUGGACCCAGACACAGCAUCGAGUAAACUGCAGGUGUCACAGGAUUGCACCAGUGUUCAGUACGUAGAAAAUAAAAUGGUUGUGUUUGAUAACCCAGAGAGAAUGUAUGUGGGAGUGCUGGCCUCACAGGGCUUCAGCUCAGGUGUGCACUGCUGGGACGUAGAGGUAAAAAACAACAGUCACUGGACGCUGGGAGUGGUGGCGGAAAAAGUGAACCGCAAAAAAUAUUACAAAUUGUAUCCGAAGAAACAUUUUUGGUGUUUUCAUUACAUGGAUGCUACAUACAAGCAAGGAAAUGAUCCUGUCAGCAAUAUUAAUAGCAAUGAAAGGCCAAAUAUCAUCCGACUGCAGCUGGACUUUGAUGAAGGAGAGCUGAGAUUCAUCGACCCUUCCAGAAACAGGAUUUUGUGUACCUACACUGGUGGAUUUCCAGAGAAAGUGUUCCCAUAUUUCUGUACUGAAGAUAUGAUCAGGCCACUUAACAUUUUCAUGUCAAAUAAACAAAAAUUGUAAACCACAACUAACACAACAAUUUUUUUUAUAUACGUUGUGUUUUGUGCAUGUGCCAAGAUAAUCCUCAAAUGCGAUGACCUUCAUGCAGUGUGAAUUGAGUUACAGUCUAUGGUGUCCAAAUAAUUUUUAGGGCCACUGUAUAUCAAGCUAUGUGAUUAUUUAAUCAUGUAAUGUUUAAGUGUAUAGGGUGAAACAUUAUAAAUAUGGCCAAUUUUAAUGUGAUUAUCAAUGAAAAAAGAAAUAAAGACUAU